AUGCCCAAAGCCAACAAAGCCGUUAAAGAAGAAGACUCCAAGCCAUACAUCCAACCGGAAGGCAAAAAGGCGCAAAAAUCUCCGCAGAAGAACUCGGAAGGUCCGUGGACGCCUGAUCAAGCUUGGCUGCUCUUCAAUGCGCUAUACAAGAAAGAUAAGGUGGACUGGAAGAUGGUAUCUGAAGCUGUCGGAAGGAGUUCCAAGUCGUGCCAGAACGGACAGGCUUUAUACAAUAUGCCGAAAGCGCCAAAGACCGCCGUGAAGAACGAGGAGGACAUCAAGCCCUAUACCAAGGACACAGAUGCACCCACCUCGCCUCAGAAAUCGAGUAAGAAGUCCACGGGGGAAGCGUGGACUCCGGAGCAGAUGUGGGCGUUGUUCAACGCGAUGCAUCCUAAAAAAGAUAGCCCGAAUUGGAAAGAGGUGUCGGCCGUGGUCGGACGAGACGUGAAGUCCUGCAAGAACGGGUACGAUGGAGUUUUGAAGAAACGAUUGGAAGGGAUCGUGAAAGGCACUGUCAGCCGAGGGGGUUGA
Filobasidium floriforme is the source of this 534-nucleotide messenger RNA. RefSeq lists its product as uncharacterized. Lineage: Eukaryota; Fungi; Basidiomycota; Tremellomycetes; Filobasidiales; Filobasidiaceae. Bases 1 to 534 code for a protein of 177 amino acids. The record is from RefSeq and is a predicted model, not a curated record. The transcript is spliced from 7 exons.